GAUUACGGUGACCACGAGAGUUGGUGGUGGAGUGAUACUGGCAUGGCCGUUCGGUACGCCGUGAUCUGCGUCAUCUUCGCUGCCAUUCUCCUCUACUUCCUCGGAGGCUAUUGGCACGCCCGUCAUCGUCUGAGCAAGGGACAACCUCCUCUCGCAUACCACAGAUGGAUGGUGAAUCGCACCGUACGCUACCAGCAACCCCAGCACCAAGCAGCACCGUACCGCCCAUACCAGCACGGCCCCGAUCCAUAUCAAGAAGGUUAUGUGAUGCACAGGUAUGCUCCUCCGCCACCUGCGUAUCAUGGCGAUGCUCCGCCUGCCUACGCUCCUCCCGAGGGCGCGAGUAAGGCCAUGGCGGACCAAAACUAU
Messenger RNA from Sphaerulina musiva SO2202, 369 nucleotides. RefSeq lists its product as uncharacterized. The record is from RefSeq and is a predicted model, not a curated record. Lineage: Eukaryota; Fungi; Ascomycota; Dothideomycetes; Mycosphaerellales; Mycosphaerellaceae. The annotation marks the transcript as partial. The transcript is spliced from 2 exons.